Messenger RNA from Daucus carota subsp. sativus, 1359 nucleotides. RefSeq names its product acetylajmalan esterase. Bases 65 to 1183 code for a protein of 372 amino acids. The record is from RefSeq and is a predicted model, not a curated record. The transcript has 5 exons. NCBI's taxonomy places the organism in Eukaryota, Viridiplantae, Streptophyta, Magnoliopsida, Apiales, Apiaceae. Gene Ontology annotation, molecular function: hydrolase activity, acting on ester bonds.
ACCAGAUAUUAUUGCAUACCCCAUAACUAUUUUCUUGGCACAUCAAGUUAGAUAUUCGAAAAUCAUGGCUUCAAGAUUCAAAGCAGUUUUCUAUACUUUUCUUGUUCUCAUUAGCUUAUCCUCCAUGGCUAAUGCAGCAUCUCAUCCCAGGCUAAAUUUAUUUCGAAACUGUAAAUUCGACAAGAUAUUUCAGUUCGGAGAUUCUCUUUCCGACACCGGAAAUCUUGUUCAUGAAAGGCCAUUUGAUAUCUCUAGGAGACUACCAUACGGCAUAACAUACAACCACCCUACUGGACGUUAUUCGAAUGGUCUUAUUAUGAUCGACUAUAUCGCAUUGGUAGCCGGUCUUCCUUUGUUAAGUCCGUACGAGGGAAGAAGUGGACAUUUUAGGCACGGAAUAAAUUUUGCAGUAGCAGGUGCAACUGCACUCCCUGUCGAAACUCUGGCCUCGAAAAAUAUACAUGGCGGACGAACCAGUAGUUCUCUUGAUGUGCAACUUCGUUGGAUGUCUGAGUACCUUUCUUCUUACUGCAAGACGGACUAUGAUUGCAGGGACAAGCUUAAGAAUUCAUUGUUUAUGAUGGGAGAGGUGGGAGGUAAUGAUUAUAAUUAUGCAUUAUUCGGAGGCAAAACCAUCGAAGAAGUCAAGAAUCUUGUUCCAGAAGUGGUCCAAGUCAUAAUGGAAGCAACAAGACAAGUCAUCAAGCUUGGAGCGCGUAAAAUAGUUAUUCCUGGAAACCUUCCUAUAGGUUGUGUUCCAUCUUACUUGACCAUGUUCCAAGGCAACAGCACUUUUGAUGAAAACCAUUGCUUGAAGGAGUACAAUGAGUUUUCAGUUUAUCAUAACAGGCAGUUGAGAGGAGCCAUUGAGGAGUUGAAGAAAGAGAACCCUGGUGUCACUAUUGUUUAUGGGGACCUCUAUGGUGCAUUGCAAUGGGUUUUCUCGCGAGCUACUCACUUAGGAUUUGAUCCGAAUUCGUUGCAAAAGGCUUGUUGUGGAAGUGGUGGUGAUUACAAUUUUUCGUUUACAAGGAUUUGUGGAUUCCCGGGAGUUGCAAUGUGCUCAAAUCCGAAUAAACGCAUAAGCUGGGAUGGAGUUCAUCUAACUGAGCAGGCUAACAGAUAUAUGGCAACUAGGCUCAUCUCCAACAUGGCACCAAUGCUGCAGUGUCAGGCUUCUUGAUAUAAUUUUAGUGGGUGUUUGGCAACCAUUUUAAGUCGGACUUCUCGGCUUAUAAGUUAAAAGCACUUAUUCGUACUGUUUGUGUAAAAAGUCAAGAAGCAAUUAUAAAAAACCAGGAAUGCUAGCUUUUGUUUCAGGACUUCUACUUAUUUCUCAAACACUUUAAUCACUUAUAA